AUGCCAUCAGUUCACAACGCCCUCCCCAAGUUCCAGCAAGGACGCUUAACAUUUCCUGCAAUCCUGCCCAGUUAUCCAGUCCCUUUAUCCUACAAUCAACCUGACCCGAUCCUGCAAAGUUGUCCAUCCUCAUCACCAAGUCCUAAUAUCCUCUGUCCUCCAAGAAGAAACCUCCAGAUCCUCAACUACAGCAAGUUAUCCUCCGACCCAAGUCCUGUCAACCCGAUUCCUGCAGUCCUUCAGUCCUCUUCUUACCGCGAAGAAGGAAGUCUUCCUCAUUCGCCCAGGUCCUCUUCGACCUCAUCCUCAUCCCGGACUUUGUCCUCAUCCCCAGCCUCGUCCUCACCCCGUCUCCGUCUUGAUGAUCACCCUCGUCCUCCUCAGACCUCUUCCUCAUCCCUAACCCUGUCCUCCUCGACCUCGUCCUCCACGACCUCAUCCCUGAUCCCGUCCUCCUCCACCUCGUCCUCAACCCGAUCUCCGUCCUGA
Messenger RNA from Penaeus monodon (black tiger shrimp), 489 nucleotides. RefSeq names its product putative protein TPRXL. The record is from RefSeq and is a predicted model, not a curated record. The transcript has a single exon. Lineage: Eukaryota; Metazoa; Arthropoda; Malacostraca; Decapoda; Penaeidae. The coding region runs from base 1 to 489 and encodes 162 amino acids.